Messenger RNA from Aspergillus novofumigatus IBT 16806, 1640 nucleotides. It is a transcript of the gene erg24B, whose product is annotated as c-14 sterol reductase. The transcript has 2 exons. Lineage: Eukaryota; Fungi; Ascomycota; Eurotiomycetes; Eurotiales; Aspergillaceae. The coding region runs from base 62 to 1249 and encodes 395 amino acids. Gene Ontology annotation, biological process: ergosterol biosynthetic process. Gene Ontology annotation, molecular function: Delta14-sterol reductase activity. Gene Ontology annotation, cellular component: endoplasmic reticulum membrane. The record is from RefSeq and is a predicted model, not a curated record.
AGCUUUCUAUGAUACUCAGGUUACCCUGUGGGUGCUGAGCUAUUAUUUCCUAAGUCUGCUCAUGCAGGUGUUCCUCCCUGGCACAGAAGUCGAAGGUACCGAGCUGGCUUGUGGAGGGAGACUCAAGUACAAAUUCAACGCCUUCCUGUCGGCUGUCUUGAUCCUGUCAGGCUGUGCGGUAGGCACGUACUUGUACGGCGCUGAAUUCGUGGUAUGGACUUUCCUCUGGGAUAGCUAUCUGCAGGUGAUCACCGCGAACCUGAUCAUCUGCACUGUCAUCGCAAUCUUCGUUUACCUCAGAAGUUUCUCGGUUCCCGCUCCCGGUCAAUUGAACCCCGAGCUCCGGCAACUGGCGCCUGGCGGGCACACAGGCAACGUCCUGUAUGACUUCUUCAUUGGCCGGGAGCUUAACCCCCGGAUCAAGCUGCCCAUUCCUUUCGUAAGUGAGACGGCGCGGACGAUUGACAUCAAGGUCUGGUGUGAGAUGCGACCUGGCUUGCUUGGAUGGAUCAUCCUGAAUUUGUCGAAUAUCGCCCAUCAAUACCGCACAUACGGCUACAUCACCGAUUCGAUCGUCUUGACUACUGCGUUACAGGCCUUCUAUGUCCUUGAUGCCCUUUACAUGGAACCAGCUCUUUUGACGACCAUGGACGUCAUCAUGGACGGAUUCGGUUUCAUGCUCUCUUUUGGCGACAUGGUCUGGGUUCCGUUCCUCUACAACUUCCAAACUAGAUACCUCAGUGUCUACCCCUCUGAGCUCGGCCUGAGUGGGAUCCUCGUCGUCUUUGCCGUCACAGCCGCAGGGUAUUCGAUUUUCCGUGGUGCCAAUAACCAGAAAAACCGCUUCCGCACCGAUCCAAAGGACCCCCGCGUGAAGCACCUCAAGUAUAUCGAAACGAAGACUGGCUCCAAGCUGCUCAUUUCCGGCUGGUGGGGUUGCGCACGUCACAUCAACUACCUUGGCGACUGGAUCAUGUCUUGGUCCUACUGCCUCCCAACCGGUGUUGCAGGGUAUGCGAUUAUUGAGAGUAUUAACCCGGCUUCUGGUGAGAUGCAGAAGCAGGCUGUCCAGACGCCGGAAUCUCGCGGCUGGGGCAUGAUUUUCACGUACUUUUACAUGAUCUACUUCGGUGUCCUGCUUCUUCACCGCGAGAGACGCGAUGAGGAGAAGUGCAAGCGGAAGUAUGGUGCCGACUGGGACCGCUAUACAUCUCUGGUACGCAGCAGAAUCAUCCCGGGCAUCUACUAGUGAUGCAGCCUUCGACCUUUGAUUACUUGCCUGCCCGGCUGAGUAAGAUGGAGACGCCGCUGUCUUGGAAAUUGGACUGUCGCAUCUUGAUGUAAUACAUAAUAAUGUUUGAUAAAAGUUUGUAAUAAUGGGUCGAUGUUUUCCAAAGGGUUAUACUUUCUGCAAGGGCGUUUUGACGGACCCUGGAAGUGUAUGAAUGUCCUUUGCAUCUCAUCACCCAUAUGUUUGUUCUGUGUAUGAUACUUAUAGAAAUCAGUUCAGCGCUUGCGCUUUUUAGGAUCAACGAGAACGUCCAGUCCCCAUCGUUCAUCGCCUUCAUUAGGGAUCCAUCCUUUCAAGGCCUCCUUGGCCGCUCGAAUGGCAUCCUUCCGUGCUUUGACGGACGGCGUCA